GCGCUCGCUUUCUCUCUCUCUCUCUCUCGCUCGCAUUUCCCUACACCCACAGCUGCUGAGACGGACUCUCUACAUUGAAACUCCACUGAACAUGGAGCACAUAGAGAAGCUUGAUCAAGAAGUAAAUGCCUUUGUUGAUUAUUUGUUUGGACCAAGAGAUACUAGGGUUAGAGGAUGGUUGAUGCUGGAUUCCUACCUACCAACCCUUUUCCUGACACUGCUGUAUCUUCUUUCCAUAUGGCUGGGUACCAAAUAUAUGAAGGACAGGCCGGCAUUCUCUCUCAGGGGUCACCUUAUUGUUUACAACCUUGGGGUCACGUUGCUGUCUUUUUACAUGUUAAUAGAGCUUAUUCUUUCAACAUGGCAAGGGGCAUACAAUUUACAAUGCCAGAACCUUGAUAGUGCGGGAGAAGCAGAUGUUCGGGUGGCUAAAGUAUUGUGGUGGUACUAUUUUUCGAAAGCUAUUGAGUUCAUGGACACAAUAUUCUUUGUUCUACGGAAAAAGAACAGUCAAAUUACAUUCCUUCAUGUAUAUCACCAUGCCACUAUGUUCAAUAUAUGGUGGUGUGUAUUGAACUGGAUCCCAUGUGGUCAAAGUUUUUUUGGACCAACGCUUAAUAGCUUUAUUCAUGUUCUCAUGUACUCAUAUUAUGGUCUGUCCGUUAUUCCAUCCAUGCAUAAAUACCUUUGGUGGAAGAAAUACCUCACUCAGGCACAGCUGGUGCAAUUCCUGCUGACGAUUACGCACACACUGAGUGCAGCAGUUAAACCCUGUGGGUUUCCUUUUGGGUGCCUCAUGUUCCAGUCCUCAUACAUGACUACUCUAGUUAUGCUUUUUGUAAACUUUUACUUAAAGGCUUACAAGAAAAGACCUUCCAAAUCAGAUCCAAAUGGAAUCCCAGUCCUGACUGAAAUGAAGAAUGGCUAUCACAAAGACUUAAUAAAUGCAAGCAACGGGGUACUGCAUAAGAAGGAGCAAUAGUGUACUAAGAGGAGAUAUUCUUAAAAAAACCAAUGCUUAAACAGACAUAGGAAUCCUCAUACCUACUGACCGAAUUCUGCUUGAAACAAUUAUGAAAAAAAAAACAACUGCACUGAAAUAUUAACCUGAUAACAUUUAGGCUUUGGGAAUGUGCAGCUGAAGCUUUUGUCUAAAUACUACUUUAAUAAUGAUGCAGAUGGAGAGCAUUUUUUUAAAAACUAUAGUCCAGAAAAUGCCUUAUGCCCUCCCACUGAAAUUCUUUUACAUUUUUUUUUAACAGUUUUAAAUAUAUAACAUAGGGCAUUAGAUGUGCUUGUGUUCGUCGUUCUUUGUGAAGAUGACAUGCUACUGUUAGCCAAGGUAACAACAAGAAUCAAAAAAUAUUCCGGAAUAACGAACUGUGACUGUGCCCUUUUUGGCUUUGAAUACCUCCAAUUUUACUUUACUGCUAAAUCCUUAUAGAACUUAUAGGAGGGAAGGGUGCUAGAACAGUUCUAAAAUAACAUGAAACUGUCUAGUAAAGUCUUUUAAGGGUCACAAUUGUCAAUUAAUAUGAUUGUAUUGAUUCAUCAACUCUUCAAAAAAAAAAAAAAAAA
This is a messenger RNA of Xenopus laevis (African clawed frog), 1578 nucleotides long. It is a transcript of the gene elovl2.L, whose product is annotated as ELOVL fatty acid elongase 2 L homeolog. NCBI's taxonomy places the organism in Eukaryota, Metazoa, Chordata, Amphibia, Anura, Pipidae. Gene Ontology annotation, cellular component: endoplasmic reticulum membrane; endoplasmic reticulum; membrane. Gene Ontology annotation, molecular function: fatty acid elongase activity. The record is from RefSeq and is marked provisional. Gene Ontology annotation, biological process: fatty acid elongation, monounsaturated fatty acid; fatty acid elongation, saturated fatty acid; unsaturated fatty acid biosynthetic process.